This is a messenger RNA of Sphenostylis stenocarpa, 555 nucleotides long. NCBI's taxonomy places the organism in Eukaryota, Viridiplantae, Streptophyta, Magnoliopsida, Fabales, Fabaceae. The record is from the annotation of a GenBank genome assembly.
AUGCAAAUAAUACCAUUUGCGAAACACCGAAGGAAACUUACAUAUACUGAAAUACCAAAACUAACCCAACAACCCCAAGUGCUUGGAGAUUUGGUGACACAUAAAUUGGUCAAUUCCAUAGAGGAUAAUGUUCCAAAACCCUACUCGUUAUUGUUAUCGAAUGUAGAAAUAGUCCCCGAAUUUCACUCCUCGUCGGUUUUCUUCACAUUCACAAAACCAAGUCAAUUUGAGACCGAACCUACAGAGUCUAUAGAGAUCAUGGGAGAGGAAGGUUGCGAGUGCAGGCCACUUGGUUUCUUGAUCGGAUUACCCUUUGCUCUCGUGGCCUUGAUCAUAUCUCUUGUUGGUGCAGUUAUCUGGGUUUUAGGGUAUGUGUUUUUGUCUCAAUUUUUCUUAAUUUUUCUUCAUUUAGUUAUUUUGCUUUUGCUUCUGCUUUCUGAAAAAACAAACAUUAUCUGGAUCCAUAUUGAGUUGCUUGUGCCCAUGCUGCAUCUGCUGCGCGGGAUUGGCCAAUUUGGCUGUGAGUCUUGUGAAGCUUCCGGUAAAAGUUCUUAG